Amoebophrya sp. A25 is the source of this 326-nucleotide messenger RNA. The record is from the annotation of a GenBank genome assembly. NCBI's taxonomy places the organism in Eukaryota, Dinophyceae, Syndiniales, Amoebophryaceae.
GUAUCGCGCGCUAUUGCGACUUGCGCGCAGAAGUGACCGGUGGUAUCCGGGUAGGUUCGUGGUGUCUACAGACACUCUAGUACAACCACCAGAACAGGAUCCACCAACACCUGCUCCACCAACACCUGUUACGGAUACCGCUGACGCACCCUCAGCACAAUCCCUGGCCUCUUUUUCAAGGGGAAAAGGGGCCGAGGAAUGCUUUCAGGGAUGUGAGCGCGGUAGCUCUAAUCAAGCACCAACGCGAGACGAGGGAAUAUCUGAUGAGAGGAGUUGUUCCUGUGUCCAAGCAAGUUCUGGCGCGAAGGAGAUUGCACAAGGACAGG